Molecule: messenger RNA, 906 nt
Organism: Lachancea lanzarotensis
Lineage: Eukaryota; Fungi; Ascomycota; Saccharomycetes; Saccharomycetales; Saccharomycetaceae
Gene: CCC1
Product: LALA0S04e05622g1_1
Exons: 1
Coding region: 1-906 (301 amino acids)
Biological process (GO): intracellular manganese ion homeostasis
Cellular component (GO): fungal-type vacuole membrane
Molecular function (GO): manganese ion transmembrane transporter activity; iron ion transmembrane transporter activity
Source: RefSeq, a predicted model, not a curated record
AUGUCAAUUGUAGCCAUCAAAAACGCAGUCGCCAAAUUGGUUUCCGGAGGAGAUUCGCAACGCACUCCUUUGUUGACGAACGACAGUAACUCUCAUUCUCAUUCUCAUUCGCGGACUGGUGAUGCCGAUAGGUCCUAUAAUUCUGCAAGCACAAGUGACGAAGAGCGUGGGAACCUCGAAGACAAACGUCAGGAACGCCGCGGUGGACUUUUCGGAUCUAUCGAUCCACGUCUGAUGAGUGACCUGAUUAUAGGGCUCAGCGAUGGUCUUACUGUUCCCUUCGCUUUGACGGCAGGCUUGUCAUCUCUCGGAGACUCCAAACUGGUCAUCACCGGUGGUUUCGCAGAACUAGUUUCCGGAGCCAUUUCCAUGGGUCUCGGUGGAUACUUGGGUGCCAAAAGCGAAUCGGACUAUUACCAUGCAGAGGUUAGCCAAGAAAAACGCAAGUUUUACAACAACACGAAUUUGAUAAACCAUGAAAUCGAAGACAUUCUUUUGGAAAUCAAUCCGAACUUUUCCGACGAAACAAUUGUGUCUUUCAUUAAGGACCUACAGAAAACCCCAGAACUCAUGGUAGACUUUAUCAUCAGAUAUGGAAGGGGACUUGACGAACCGGCAGAAAAUCGUCAACUUGUAAGCGCGCUCACGAUCGGUGGGGGUUAUUUCGCUGGCGGAUUUGUGCCAUUGGUUCCAUAUUUCUUUUUGGAAAAAGUUGGCUCCGCACUUCUGGUUUCCAUAAUAUUGAUGUCAAUAACGCUGUUCUGGUUCGGGUUUGUUAAAGCAAGCAUAUCCAUGGGAGACACCUGCACCGUUGGUAGAAAAAUAAGUGAAGGUGCGCAAAUGUUUGCGGUUGGAGGCAUGGCGGCCGGUGCUGCUUGGUUCAUGGUUAAAGUCAUCGAUCAAUGA